GCGUGGUGCCCCAGCAUGGAUGGCUACGUGGUCCUGAGAGUGAUCGGAGAGGGCUCCUUCGGCCGAGCCCUUCUGGUUCAGCAGGAAAGCAGUAAUCAGCUAUUUGCCAUGAAGGAAAUAAGGCUUCCCAAGGUCACUGCUGAAGCCAUUAGCUCAAGUUGAAAAUGGACAUGUAAUUUGCCCAGGAAAAUGAGUUCUUGAGAUUUAACAUGGAAUUGCUCUUUCGUGCAAAAGAUAUAAUGGGUUUAUUCAUUAGCUUUACAAGACCUUGAUGUAUUUUAUAUGGAUUUUAGGUAAUUUUUGUGAUUAGCACAAAGGGAGAAAAAUAGUCUAGGUGGCGAUUGCUGUUUAUUUUAUCUCAAUGAAUAAUCUCCAAUUUUGCCUACCUAAGAGGGUAAGAAGCUUUGCCAGAAGCAGCUCAGGUGCCAUAUUAAUGAAAACAGAGCAUAAAAAAAUACAGUGAAGAGCAAAAUCCUAACCUGUAACCUUUGGUAUCAGGGAAGCUAUUUUGUGGAUCAGUUUUGGGUUUUAUCUCCCUGGAAGGUGAGGAAGGUGCUGCCUUAUCCUUGUUUAUCAUAGUUGUCACAGGAGAGAAUUUGUGCCAUGGAGGCUGCUUAAGAGUAUCUUAAUCAAUUUUCUAAAAAUACAUUUUAAUAAAAUUCUCAGAAUUCUAAGUAUUUAUUUCCCCAUGGUGUUCUUGACCUCUUUUAGUGAUUCUCGAGUGGGCUUCAAAGUCAUCUGGAGGUUAAAACCUAGAUUGCUGCGCCCACCCCUGAGUUUCUGGUUGAAUAGGUCCAGAUGGGCCUGUGAAUUUGCAUUUUUUUUUAAAGAUUUGCUUAUUUUGGAGAGAGAGAGAGAGCACAAGCAGGAAAGAGAGAGGGAGAGAGAGAAUCUCAAGCAACCUCCCCGCUGAGCACAGAGGCCAACAGGGGACUCCAUCGCAAGACGCUGAGAUCAUGACCUGAGCUGGAAUCAGGAGUUGGAGGCGUAACCUACUGAGCCACCUAGGCGCCCCCUUUUUAAAUAUCUUUUUUUAAUUCCUUUUUUUUUCCAACGGCCGUUUCUUUCUUUCUUUAAAGAUUUUAUUUAUUUAUUUGAGAGAGAGAGCACAUGAGAGGGGGGAGGGUCAGAGGGAGAAGCAGACGCCCUGCUGAGCAGGGAGCCUGAUGCGGGACUCGAUCCAGGGACUCCAGGAUCAUGACCUGAGCCGAAGGCAGUCGCUCAACCAACUGAGCCACCCAGGCGCCCCCAACAGCAGUUUCUUAAUUGAAAGAUAAGUCAUUCGGGAUUUUGUGCUUGGAGAUCUCUCUCUGGUACACAGAAUUCUAGGAAGGAGGCUGUUCUGUUAGCCAAAAUGAGACACCCCAAUAUUGUUGCCUUUCAAGAAUCAUUUGAAGCUGAGGGACACCUGUAUAUUGUGAUGGAAUAUUGUGACGGAGGGGACCUAAUGCAAAAGAUAAAGCAUCAGAAAGGAAAGUUGUUUCCUGAAGAUAUGAUACUUAAUUGGUUUACACAAAUGUGCCUUGGAGUAAAUCACAUUCACAAGAAACGUGUGUUACACAGAGAUAUCAAGUCCAAGAACAUCUUCCUCACCCAAAAUGGAAAAGUAAAACUGGGAGAUUUUGGAUCUGCCCGUCUUCUCUCCAGUCCUAUGGCAUUUGCUUGUACAUAUGUGGGAACACCUUAUUACGUGCCGCCAGAAAUUUGGGAGAACAUGCCUUACAACAAUAAAAGUGACAUCUGGUCCUUGGGAUGCAUUCUGUAUGAGCUCUGUACCCUUAAGCAUCCAUUUCAGGCAAACAGCUGGAAAAGUCUUAUUCUCAAAAUAUGUCAGGGGUCCCUGGGCCCACUGCCGUCUCAGUACUCCUGUGAACUCCAGCAUCUUAUCAAGCAGAUGUUUAAAAGGAAUCCCUCACAUCGCCCUUCCGCUACAACACUGCUCUCUAGAGGCUCUUUGGCUCGGCUUGUCCGCAAGUGCUUACCCCCAGAGAUCAUCACAGAAUAUGGCGAGCAGGUAUUAGAAGAAACCAAAAACUCUAAGCAUAGUACACCAAGGAAAAAAGCAGACCCCAGCAGAAGCAAGAUAGCUUUGGAAAAUGAAGCAACCACGAUGCCAAGGGAAGAAGAAGCUAGAAAGUACAGUCACACUAACUUAGAAAACAUUAAUAAAAAUUCAGUUGAAAGUACACUGGGGACAGUAAACAAAGAAAAAGAUAAUAAAUCAGUCCAUCUGAGGAAACUCAGUUCACCAAGUCCUGUCAGGCAACAGUGGGAGAAAAAUGUCCCCAGCACAGCUCUCACGGCUUUGGAAAAUGCAGCCAUACUCUCCUCCAGUUUAGUAGCCGGGGAUGAGAGAGGUGGUUCUGUAAUAAAGUACAGUGAAAAUAACACCCGUAAGCAGUGGCUGAAAGAGACUCCAGAAACUCUGAUGAACAUCCUUAAGAAUGCAGAUCUCAGCUUGGCGUUUCAAACAUAUACAAUAUAUAGACCAGGUCCAGAAGGGUUCUUGAAGGGCCCCCUGUCUGAAGAAACAGAAGCGUCAGACAGUGUGGAUGGAGGUCACGAUUCUGUCAUUUUGGACCCAGAGAGACUGGAACCUAGACUGGAUGCAGAGGACACGGACUUUGAGGAGGAUGACGCCAGGCCUGACUGGGUGUCAGAACUGAAGCAGCGAGCUGGCUGGCAAGAAGUGUUGGAUGGGUAACGCCCAAGGAAGUGCUCCUUUGUCACAUCGGGUAGAUGUUUAAAGUGGGGAAUUAAUGUUUGGAUAAUAUCAGCUCACGGGAUUCAGUUUUCUUUGGGCACAGAAUGAAGAGGGGGAAACUGUGAAUAUUUAAAAUUGUUCCUGAUUAGUACCACAAGGCUUAAAAAAUCUGUAACUCUCAUGAGUUUUUGAACUGAAAGGAAAAGGCGUGGAAGAAUGGCUCUGAGCUUCAGGCUUUGCAGUUGGAACAGAAAUCGGAUGCUACUGCUUACAGUUUGUGUGAUUGUGGGCAAUUAUUUAAACUCUUUGAGCCCCAGUUUCCACGACUCUAAAAUGAGGGUGAUAAUGCCUUCCUCAUAAGGUGCUGACCAGAGACCAUGGCAGCAGCCCAUCAUGUUAUUUCUGCACUGUUACGAUUGGUGCUUAGUUGCUGUGUAACUCUUUUUACAUUUAUGAAAGGUUUGAGGAUCUAAAUAAAUUUACUUGGAAAAUAA
This is a messenger RNA of Mirounga angustirostris (Northern elephant seal), 3198 nucleotides long. It is a transcript of the gene NEK3, whose product is annotated as NIMA related kinase 3. Gene Ontology annotation, biological process: protein phosphorylation. NCBI's taxonomy places the organism in Eukaryota, Metazoa, Chordata, Mammalia, Carnivora, Phocidae. The transcript has 15 exons. Bases 1355 to 2704 code for a protein of 449 amino acids. The record is from RefSeq and is a predicted model, not a curated record. Gene Ontology annotation, molecular function: protein kinase activity; ATP binding.